AUGGAUAAUGAGAAAAAUGUAGAGGAGAUGAUUGAUGACUUGACCACUACAGAAACUAAUUUGUCUAGUUCUGAUGGGGAUGAACCAGUGAAAGAAAGAAGAAAAGGGAAUGUAAGGAAGAAUAGAAAUGAUCGUCAAAUGCAAGACAAGGACAAGAGCAAGGACAAUGACAAAGACAAGGAGAAAGACAAAGGAAAAAAGGGAUGUGAAAAGGAAAAAGGGAAUGGAAGACUGGAAAAGAAGCAAAGAAUUGGAAAGAAAACAUCUAGCAUUUGGGAUCAUUACACUAUGUUGCCAGAUUGUGAUCCCGAGAAGUUAAGGGCUGCUUGCAAUUAUUGUGGUACCAAUUAUACGGUAGAUACAAAGUUGAACGGGACCAGCACAUUAUGGGCACAUGUGGAGAGAAAAUGUAAAAAAUAUCCUUUUAGUGACUGGGUUGAACAAAAUAAAAGGCAACAAUCUACUAUCGAUAGAUUUACUAAAAACAAAACAACAACUUGCAAUGAAGAAGCAGUUGCUUCAAGUGGGCUGCCAUUAAGAUUUAAUCAAAACCUAGUUCGGAAAGCAAUAGCUGAAUAUAUCAUCAUGGAUGAGUUACCUUUUCGGCACGUUGAUGGAAAAGGAUUUCAAAAGCUUAUCAAACUUUUUUUUGACGAUUUCCAAUUCCCAUCAAGGUUCACUGUGGCGAGAGAUAUUUAUCAAUUGUUUUUGGAUCGAAAAAAAGAACUAAAGGCAAUGUUGAAAAUGCAAAAGAGGAUUAUCAACUUUCUUAAGGUUCCUAGCCAUAAAGGAGACCUUGUGGAAAAAGAGUUGAUAAAUUGUCUUGAUGAGUGGGGUAUCUCCAAAGUAUUUGCAGUGACAGUUGACAAUGCUUCUUCAAAUGAUGUUGCACUAAGAAAAUUGAAGGGAAACUUGUUUGAAAAGGAUAAUACAGUUCCACUAAAUGGUAAAAUAUUUCAUAUGAGAUGGAACUCCACCUACAUGAUGUUAGAAGCUGCUAUAAAAUUCAAGAAGAAUUUUGACAAUUUAGAAGGAGAUGCAAACUACACAAGGUACUUUGAUGAAGAAAGAAUGGCUGGUCCGCCAAGUAAUCUGGAUUGGGAAAAAGCAGGAGUAUUUGUCAGUUUUUUGAAGAGACUCUAUGAUCUUACUAAUCGGUUUAGUGGGUCAUUAUAUGUCACAUCCAAUCUAUUCCUUCCAAAUAUUUUGAAAGUACAGGCUGAUUUGAUUACUAUGGCUUCUAGUCCUGAUACUUUAUUAGGAACUAUGGCUAUUAGUAUGAAGCGGAAAUAUGACAAGUAUUGGGGAAGGAUUGAAAAGCUAAAUAUGUUAACAUUUAUUGCCAAUAUCCUAGAUCCGAGGUAUAAAUUAGAGGUUGUGAAUCGAGAUUUUAGAUUUGUGUACAAUCCAAGUGAGGCUGAAAAAAUGAUAAAGUUGGUCACCGAUACAUUGGCACAGUUAUGUGUUUUAUAA
Molecule: messenger RNA, 1473 nt
Organism: Cannabis sativa
Lineage: Eukaryota; Viridiplantae; Streptophyta; Magnoliopsida; Rosales; Cannabaceae
Product: zinc finger BED domain-containing protein RICESLEEPER 2-like
Exons: 3
Coding region: 1-1473 (490 amino acids)
Molecular function (GO): DNA binding
Source: RefSeq, a predicted model, not a curated record